This is a messenger RNA of Porites evermanni, 4072 nucleotides long. The record is from the annotation of a GenBank genome assembly. NCBI's taxonomy places the organism in Eukaryota, Metazoa, Cnidaria, Anthozoa, Scleractinia, Poritidae.
AAAACAUCCAACCUUUGGACACGCAAGCGAAAACAAGGGCCUGAAAAGAUACGAAGCACAACCAAAGAAGUUGAUUCCUUCGCUUAUAUCGUGGGAAUCUUUUCGAGAGCGUUGCUACUAGCAUCUUUGGUAAGUAAACAAUUAUUUGCGGUCUUUAUUGUAGCCCUCUAUUCUACUACUUAUUUCCGUUUAAAACGAUAUUUCAAAGGGCCCAAAUUCAGAUUUUUAGCUCUAAAUGAAAAACGAAUGUAAAAAGUCCUGAAUCAUGCAUGGAAAUCAAUCUCGUGAUCACACGUCAAUGGUCACCGGAAAUGUUUCCACCAUGUCGACAUGAUUUUGUUUAGACAGACUGUGUGUGGAUUGUAACAAUAGAGCAGUAAAGUGUGACGUUAUAAAAAUGAAAUUUCUGAAAUUAUGGGAUUUGUCAGGAUAUUCUGAAAGAACAAUGUUCAAGAGGCCUACUUGCCAAAAAUGAGCAUUUCGGGGCAAAUUGUCUCUGAGAUCGUAGCCCAGUUAUGCUUAGAAAACUCCAUACAAACCCUUCUAAAUUUAUUGGGGGUCGCAAUUCUAAUUGCGCGAGCAAGAAAAAAAUCAUAUCAUUUAGUGUUUCGCUUUGACAAAGAGCGCUUCUUCUGUUUUGAAGAAAUUGACUUCAACAGUGAUGAGCAAUAUAAAACUUGUGUCUGUUAACCGCUUUGAAGUUCAAAUAGUGACCACAUUCUUCCAACAAUCAAUACAUAGAGUAGAGUAAUGAGAAUUGUUAAACUGAUCAACAAGGAGAAAAUGUUUUGAUCUUUUAUCAAAUUCUCUCAACGAAUGUAUGGAGAUAAGUUUCGAGAAUUUGUAUCGGUAUAUUAGGGCUUUAAGUGUUAAACGAUACGCCGGCUCUCAAAAUUGUACCAUAAGAGAGAAAGUCAUUCAGAAAAAAGAAGUCUCUUUAGGUACAGAGACUCUGAUCGUACCAUUUCAAAGGGAUAUUAAUAAAUUUUGGAAAUGACUCUGACCUUAAAAUGCUAAGGACAAGCGGCCGGGCUCCCUUAUUUUUAUAUACCGUACUUGAAAUCAAGAAAAUAAGAUGAUUGUUUGUUAGUGAUGAUAAACCGCGGGUGGCGAGUGACGGGUGGCGGAUGACGGGUGAUAAAUCCAAUUUGUAAAGCAGAAAUAUCACGAUUAUAAUGAAAUAAAAUUACUGUAAUUAGCUCUAUUUAUUAUUUAAGUAACAGACCACACUUUCUAUGGGUUUACCAGCGUGAUAACCCACUUGGGAUGUUGGGAGAACACUCGCUUGUGUUCUCGCAACAUCCCAAGCGGGUUUUCACGCCGAUAAAGAGAGGUUAAAGGGAGGGUGUUAUCCGCCUCGGCCUACGGCCUCGACGGAUAACACCCUCCUCGAUCUCCAUAAUUCUUCAUAAGAUACUCAGCCUCAUUCAUUUAUUGUUAGAUAGGGUAAUUGAUAACUGGUAUAUAUAUUGUAACUUUGAAUUAUUUCAACGUUUAAGUACCAGCCGGUACAAGACUCCAAAGAAAAAUAAUUGUCUUGCCUUGUCUACGUUAGGCUACGUAUACUUAAGCGGACUAUUUUUUCCCCAAGGCUUCAUUUUCGCAAAGAUUUUGUACAUUUUAAACCACAGGUGACCCACGCUCACUAUUUGUGUCACGAGCGAGUUUCAUAUAAUAUGAGUUAAUAUUGAGAACAUAUGGGGCGAAGUUUAGGUCUGGAAAUUUGGUAGAAAAUGGAAAUGAAAAUCGAAGAAUUUUACCAUGUGGCGAGUUGUUCAUGUCCUUAAUAUGCACACGAAGUUUCGGGAAACUUCGUGUGAAUAUAAAGGACAAUAACAACUCGUCACAUGGUAAGUUUCAUCGAUUUUUAUUUUCAUUUUCUAACAAAUUUCCAGACCUACUUUUAACAAAAGAACAAACGCACUUGUCACGGUUCAGACGUGUCAAGACGCGAAUGCGAUCUUAAUUGUCUGGCCUUGACUUAAGAUUCCUUGUCUCGGAAUAAAUUUUACUUUAACCCACCACCCGCGGAAAAGUCCUGCCGUAACUUUCGUGAAUACCCCUGUUAGUGACUUUAAAAAAGAAGUUCGAAUGCUUUGAACAACAGAAAAAAAGGAUGAAAAGACAUUCAAGAUUAAACGUGAUUAAAAUUCUAGAGUCGUUAGCCGUUUAAUACUAAUGACCUUUGUCUUAAUGGUUGUCCAUCUUUUAUGUUUUUCUCGACCGGGUGAAACUAGAGCCGAAAAAACCGGAUGCUCUCGCAGGCUACGUGAUUUGUUACUGCUCUAAUUUAUGUCUUAGGUUCAAACACAGACGAGUGGUUGUUAUGGUUGCGAUGGUGACCAAGUCACAUGGAGAAGUGACAAUGAAGGACUGAAUGACACGUGUCUGCCGUGUAUCGACUGCCCGGAUGGAAUGGAGCCCUCUAUCUGGUGCGGAGGGGUUGCCAAAUACGGAACAGACCUGCACUGUGUAGCGUGCAAAGUGGGAACGUAUUCUGAUACCUAUGGUAAAGAACAGUGUAGGUCAUGUUCUUUGUGCUCAGAGGGGAGGUCAGUUAAACGUAACUGUUCUGCAUCGCAAAAUAGACUGUGUGGCCCGUGUAACUAUGGUUACUACAUGAAUGAUGUUGUCUCAAGCUGCCUACCUUGUUCCAUCUGCUGUUGGGAUGGUAAAGACCAAUUAGAGAGUCAGUGUAAAGAACAGGGAUUACCAAGCCAUCGGCACUGCAGACCGAGACACAAAGACGGCUGUGAUCUAUCGACAACAGCAACGAAAGAGAGCACAAGAACUGAGGGCAGGAUCGUGAUCACCAGUCCAACUACAAAUAAGAGAACAAUUCAAACGAGAAAAACAACCACGUCGAGAAUUUCAGUCACGGUACAAGACGACAGCACCAAAAUACAAUCAAAUAAAAGUACUACACCUUUCCAGUCGCACUCAACUGCCACGGAACAGCUGGAAGAAGAAAUAAUCAAGCGUAAGCCCACGUCCCCAACAGCUCUGACCCGACACCCGAGAAGAAAGAACCGAGAAAACACUGCAUCUACACACUUAACCACGAGGGUAUUUUCUUAUGGUAAAGGUAGAAGAUCUCUGGCAGAGAGGAGCGAAAACGAGAGGAGAAUUAUCAUAGCCGUUGUUGUCAGUAUGGUGGUUCUAAUCCUCUUGGCUGUCAUUAUCAAAAGGAACACUGUUGGAAACUACUUGAUAUGGAUGAAGUGUCGUCCAGUUUGUAGGUCUCGCGAUUCCGAGCUCGGUGAAGGCACCGAGAGUAGCAGUUUAGACGAAAGCAGAUCAUCAGUCGUGGUUGUCCCUGAUGUAAAUGGAGUUCAGGGAGGUAAGUGCAGUUUUCUUAAUUUUCUUUCUUCCAUUCUUUCUUUCUAAAUUUCCGGAUUCCAGUAUAAAGAGAACUUGGUCGCUUUUGCAAUCGCUUUAUGUACUUGUUUGGUCUUACAAAUUAAGCUUGUUGUUGUUGUUGCAAAAAAAAAGUACAUAGGCGAUAUGCUACAAUUGGAAAAAAUAUGAUGCAAAUAUGUGCAGCGAAACAAAGCCUGUAUCUAAGGCCGCAAAAACAGAGAAUACUGCAUCCAGAAAUACGUUUCACUCUCCCAGGAGACUUCUAAAAGUUUAGUACCAGACGACAAAAAUACACAAGAGACUUCGGUGGAAGUGAACUUCCAGCAUGAAAUUUACGUGGUACCUUUUUUGAGGUUUUAAUCAUUUCAUUUCUAUAUUUCUUACAGUUCUGUCUCCUUUGAAUACACUCAAAUCUCUUUCAUUAGACGCUUACGAAAAAGUCUGGAAGCGACUGGACAAACGGCCCGAAGGAACAAACAAAGGUGACUUUAAAACUGUAGCUCUAGAGUUCGGGUUUGAAGAGGAAAACAUUUGGGAACUAGAAAAGGAAUUUAAGACGUCUGGAUCGGGAAGUCCUUCAAGACAGCUGCUAGAAGCCCUGGAAACAAGACGACCUCAGUUAACUGUCUUUGAAUUUAUUAUAGUGAUGAAGAAGCCAAACAUCGAUAGGGACGAUAUCGUUGACAUCCUUACAGAUUACCUUUUCAAAUGA